CAUUAAUGGGCUUUCAAAUGACCUCGCCAGCCCGGCGCCGUUUAAUGCGGGACUUUAAACGACUGCAGGAUGAUCCACCAACUGGUGUUUCGGGCGCACCCAAUGAGAACAAUAUCAUGAUGUGGAAUGCCGUCAUAUUCGGACCCAACGAGACCCCAUUCGAGGAUGGCACAUUUAAGCUUGUGAUUGAAUUCACCGAAGAGUAUCCAAACAAGCCGCCGCAUGUGCGCUUCAUAUCAAAAAUAUUUCAUCCGAAUGUGUAUGCGGAUGGCGGUAUUUGUUUGGACAUACUACAGGGUCGUUGGAGUCCCACCUAUGAUGUGUCUUCGAUUUUGACCUCCAUACAGUCACUGCUUUGCGAUCCGAACCCCAAUUCUCCGGCGAACUCCACGGCCGCCCAACUCUUCAAGGAAAAUCGCCGCGAGUAUGAGAAGCGCGUGCGCGCCUGCGUAGAGCAAAGCUUUGCCGAAUAGAGAGCCAAGUACAGUGCAUACAUAAAAGACAUAUAGAAGUGCUGGAAAGACAAAACUAACUAACUCACGCACGCAUUUUAGCCAAAUGCUGAAACGAUAAAAGGAUUAAAUUCCUAAUACAACACAACACAAAGAGAGAGAGAGAGAGGCACCCGAAACCAGUGUGCAUUAUAAUUGUUAUAUUGUUAAAUAAAAAGAAACUGCAUUUCGGCAGCUUUGGUUCCCAUACA
Molecule: messenger RNA, 703 nt
Organism: Scaptodrosophila lebanonensis
Lineage: Eukaryota; Metazoa; Arthropoda; Insecta; Diptera; Drosophilidae
Product: ubiquitin-conjugating enzyme E2-17 kDa-like
Exons: 1
Coding region: 6-473 (155 amino acids)
Biological process (GO): DNA repair; proteasome-mediated ubiquitin-dependent protein catabolic process; protein polyubiquitination
Cellular component (GO): HULC complex
Molecular function (GO): ubiquitin conjugating enzyme activity
Source: RefSeq, a predicted model, not a curated record